Molecule: messenger RNA, 1624 nt
Organism: Durusdinium trenchii
Lineage: Eukaryota; Dinophyceae; Suessiales; Symbiodiniaceae
Source: the annotation of a GenBank genome assembly
GUUUUUUCAAGCGUGGCUCCAGACGGGGCGCUACGAAGGGGCGCUGCCGUUUCGACCAGGCCAUGCCGUUUCUCUAGGGCGGCCGAGCGCGCAGCCAGCGCAGCGCGUGCGCCGGCCAUUCGCCCUCAGACGGUCAUCAGUUGGAAGACCGGUCUGACGGGAGCUGGGGAGUGAGGGACGACUGCCGAUGACGUUGCCAAUUCUGAGCUGUGGGCUGAAGGCAGGAGAUGCCUUCGGUCACUUCCAGGUGGAACGCCUUGUGGGGCGUGGUAGCUUCGGUUACGUCCUUGCGGCGCGUGACCUUCGUGACAGCUGUGAAGUAGCCAUGAAGGUAGUGCCAUGCGACCAGUUAGAUGUCGCUGCCGCACGCGCAGCCAAAGAGGUGGCCGUCGCCGAAGCCGCCCUGCUCCAACGCUUGCGGCAUCCGAGCAUCGUGACCUGCUAUGAAACCUCUUGGGAUGCUGGUCGUGCUGCUGUUUGGAUGGCCUUGGAGUACAUGGAAGGUGGCGAUAUCCAAUCAGUGCUGGCGCAACGCUUGAGCGCUCGCGCAGGGCCUUUGGGGGGCAACUUUGUGCGCCCGGUGUUGGCUGCCAUUGCCAGCGCCCUCCGGUUCAUUCAUCAAGAGGGCCUCUUACAUCGCGAUGUGAAGCCGGGCAAUCUCUUGCUGGCUCGGCGAGGUCUUCUGGAUCCAAGCCCGACGCAGAUCAAGCUUGCGGACUUCGGCGUGGCGAUCCCCCUGGAGGGUGCCCUCAACGCCAAGACGACGGGAACCCCACACUACAUGUCUCCUGAGAUGGUCUGUGGGCGCCUCUACGGCCCCGCGAGCGACGCCUGGGCAUUGGGGGUCUGUCUCUAUGAGAUGGCGUCCUUGCGGAGACCCUUUGAGGCCAACAAUCAGCUGGCACUCGCCAAGCAGAUCGUGGAGGAGGGGGAAGAACCCUUGCCGCAGGGCUGUCCAGAGGAUCUUCGUUCCGUGAUCUCUCAGCUCCUGAAGAAGGAUGUGGAAGAGCGGUUGGGCUUGGCAGAGGCUCUACGCUUCAGCCCAGAGAUCCGCCGUGCGGCGGCUGCUGUGAAGCCGGUGGAGGUCGAGGAGCUAGACAGUGCAAAGAACUCUCCUCGCAGUAUUGUCUCAAGUUUGCCGGACAUCCCCUCAUCAGUGCCCAACUUCCAUUUGGACAGCAAGUCGCCCAGCGGUGGAACUUCCUGGUGGAGAGGGCGAAAGCAAAGCAUGACGUCUCCGAAGAGCGGAGCUAGCGGAGCCUGGUGUUUGCCUGACAACCAUGCAACACCUCAGAAAGACAAAAGAGGAGGGGGCAUCCGCAGUUCAUGGUUCAGCCUUUUUCGCCGUGGGACCAAGAUCGCCGAGGAGCCCUCCAUUGACGGAGAUACGCUGGAGUCGACCACGGUGGUGUCCACCUUCAGCCACACUGAGGAGUCGUUCCACGAUGACAAGAGUGAGAUUACAAAGCGUCCUAGUCUCAAGACCUUGCGCGCGUGGAGCUGAAGGGCGAUCCAGGCGGAACACCUGGCGGCAGAUUUGCCCGAAGACGUGAAUUCGGCCCGGCCCCCACGAGUGGAAAUCGCGUCACAGGAGGGAUUAUAGUUGGUUUGUGUGUGUGUGUGU